GUUGUCAAACUCCUUUUGUAGUUGGUACUUAGCUCCAAAAUUCAAACAAAUUCCUGGAUAAGUUCUCUAAAUCAAGAUGCCUUUCAAAAUAACAAUAGAAUUAACUGAGAUGCAAAAUAUGAAGGUUCCUGAAGAUGACAACAUUAGCAAUGAUUCUAAUGAUUUUACAGAAGUUGAAAAUGGACAAAUGAAUAGCAAGUUCAUCGCAGACCGUGAGAGCAGGCGAAGUUUAACUAACAGCCAUUUGGAAAAGAAGAAGUGUGAUGAAUAUAGUCCAGGCACAACAUCUUUGGGAAUGUCUGUCUUUAACCUUAGUAAUGCUAUCAUGGGCAGUGGAAUUUUGGGCCUCGCCUUUGCUUUGGCCAACACAGGAAUUGUACUCUUUACGUUGCUUUUGAUUUCAGUGACACUCCUCUCCAUUUAUUCAAUAAAUCUCUUGUUAACAUGUGCGAAGGAAACAGGCUGCAUGGUUUAUGAAAAACUUGGUGAACAAGUCUUCGGCACUCCAGGAAAGAUGAUUGUUUUUGGAUCUACGUCUCUUCAGAACACUGGAGCUAUGUUGAGCUACCUCUUUAUAGUUAAAACUGAGCUACCUGCUGCCAUAAAGUUCCUUAUGGGAGAAGAUGAGACAUUUGUAGCCUGGUAUGUGGAUGGGCGAGUUCUGGUCGUAGCUGUGACCUUUUUAAUAAUUCUUCCCUUAUGCCUUCUGAAGAAUUUAGGCUAUCUUGGCUAUACUAGCGGAUUUUCCCUGACAUGCAUGGUAUUUUUUCUCAUAGUGGUUAUUUACAAGAAAUUUCAGCUUCCCUGUCCUUUUCUGGACAGAAAUGCAACAGAUGUUACCUUUUCCAAUUUUAGCUUUGAGGCAUGCAGACCAAAGUAUGUUACAUUGAAUUCAAAGAGUGUGUAUGCUUUGCCUACCAUUGCAUUUGCAUUUGUGUGCCACCCAUCAGUCCUUCCAAUCUACAGUGAACUUAAAGAUCAUUCCCAGAAAAGAAUGCAGAUGGUUACAAAAAUCUCUUUCUUUGCCAUGUUUGUCAUGUACUUCUUAACUGCUAUUUUUGGCUACUUGACGUUUUAUGAAUCUGUGCACUCAGAUUUACUUCACAAAUACCAGAAUAAAGAUGACAUCCUUGUCUUGACUGUUCGUGUUGCCGUCAUUGUUGCAGUCAUCCUCACAGUCCCAGUGUUGUUUUUCACUGUUCGCUCAUCUAUAUUUGAGCUUGCUAGAAAAACCAAAUUCCAUUUAUGCCGUCACAUUGCAGUUACGUUGAUCCUUUUGAUGAUCAUUAACCUGCUGAUUAUUUUUAUACCUUCCAUGAAGGAUAUUUUUGGAGUUGUAGGAGCAACAUCUGCCAAUAUGUUGAUUUUUAUUCUUCCAUCUUCACUCUAUUUGAAAAUCACCCACCAAGACGGUUCAAAACUGAUUCAGAGAAUUUGGGCUUCCGUCUUUUUGGCAUUAGGAAUUUUAUUUUCCAUGGUGAGCAUUCCUCUUGUCAUCUAUGAUUGGGUGCAUUCAAGACAUGCCACAGAAGGUUAGUGAGACACCAAGAAGAACACAUUAUCUCCUUGCUGUUCACAAAAAUCACCAGUGACCCAUUUUGCCAGUAUGUCCUAUUCAUCAUAAAUUUCCUCUGUUUAACAGACAAACAAUCAAAAAAGAAUAAUCAUCACUGCAUAUUUUUCUGCAGGAGGCAGUUGUUUAAUUUGUAAUGUUUGCAUCAGUAUUAUUACAGCGGUCAGGACAAUUUCACAGACCUCAUUGCUUAUAGGUCUUCUGUAUGCAGUAAAUGGUAAUAAGAUAGCUGAAGAAUACUUUCUACUCCUUCAUACACGGGCAAAUGAAUAUUUCUUUUGAUUUUCAGCUAAGAUCCAUUAACCUGAUCAAAAUAGUUCUCAUUCCUGAAAAUAAUUUUGUAUCCGCCUGAUUAAGCUGGUGCAGUAAUGUGGUUAAUGAUUAGAUAGAUAACUAGUAUUUGGUCACAUAUGGACUCUAUGGAGUCUUUUGGUAUUAGUAAACAAAAACUAAUUAUUUAAGCUCAGUUACUCUUGUGGGAGAUGUGUAUGCACGUGUACCCAUUUUCAACGUAGUCUCCCAGGAAACUGCACCUCAUUUCCCUGUCCUGAGACAAUAUCAUUUGGAUUAAAAAUACAGGCACCAGUAUCAAAGAAAGCAGAUCCAGAGUGACAUGUGUGAGACAAAUAAAAUUUCUUGGUGCCAAGAUUACAUUUGUAAAUAUACUUUUUUUGUUUUGAUGAAGUCAUGAUCUGCUGGUUAGGAGGAUUUCAAACUCUCUUUUGCUGUUACAAGAACAACAACAAAAAGACUUGGCUGUUGCCAGUGAAAAUACAUACUGAUGUGUCAUAAAUUCCAUCUCAGUCUCGAGCAAUAAAAUAGAUACUGAGAAUUGUCUUGCCAAAAGCAUAAAAUAAAUAAAAAGGAGAGACUUUGUUCUUCAGCAAUUGUCUGUACAGUAGAGAUUUCUUCUGGAAUCAAUGAAGAGAACAUUGUAACUGACGCCUGGUGUAAUCAUAGACACCUUCUGGUUGGGAAAUAGAUUUUAUUGGCAGUAUACAGCCUAAGAAUGUAAUUAAGAAUGCUAUCUGUUGACCUCUCAUGCACAGAUGCCAGGUCAUAGUAGAAGGGUUUGUGGUUCAGGAAAAGAAAGAAUACAGGACAUGCUGGCAUUUAUUAAAGAAUCCUUGGGUGUAUUCCCUGGGUUGCAUCCAGAAUUUUUUCAGUGCUUGCUAUCAAGUAGAUAGAAGCUAAUAAUCCUUUUUAUUAUGAUGAUUAUCCUCCUUUCAUGACGGGUAUUUCUAGACCAUUCCUAUUUAGCUGGUUCAGGCUCUAGAAUUGUCAUGGUCCUGAUACUCAACUACAAAUAGAUUUUUAUCCAAAACUCAAAUGACAGAUGAUACUUAUUUAAACAGUACUAUUUCAUAAUUACUGUUAUAAGUUUUUGUCUCUUUUAAGAAUGUAUGCGAAUUUCUUACCGCUUAUCACUUCUACAAAGCACUUUUCUCCACAACCAUAUUGUGAAGUAGGUCAGUAGUAGAUUUAUUUGGCAUAGACAGUACUAGGGCCAAAAAGACAAUGAAAUUAGGUUUCCUGGCCAAGCAUUAGGUCAUUUUGAAGGAUAGUACAAAAAGCAAGCUGUUUCAGGGUUUGUACUACAUAUGAGGCUUCAAAGUACAUUUUUUCCUUAAAAUUGAACAAAAGAUUCUAACAUAAAAUGGCUUAGUGGUUAUCAUAAACUCUUUGGGAAUUUACCAUAAUGUUCUGAUAUGCUGCCAGGUAAAUUACACACUAUUUGCAAUGAAGGGCAAUAGUCUACAUGUUACACUGGAGGCACCUGUCUAGAUCAUGGGAUUAUAAUGACAAAAUAUUGUCCAAAUUAAACAUUAGUUAGCUUAGGAACAGCUAAUUCCUUCAGUAAUGUAACAUGCAGUUCCAGAAGAAGAAUGAAUUAUCAAUAAUAAUAUUUCCAACUCAAAAGAUUCCUGGAAAGAAAUACGCGGGGGGUGGUAGAAUAAUCAAUCUGUCUUGUCUUUUAUCCUUUCCAUUUGAUAAUUACUCCCUGAAAACUGAAUGAAGCAGAGGUAUAUUUGGUACAGCAAGGUGCAGUUGAAAAAGAAAGAUCAGGUUUAAAAAUAGGGUGAAUCAGGCUUAAGGCUGUGAAGAAAAACAAAAUCCUAGGAAAUUCCUUCCAGGCAUCCCAGCUCAGAAUAUUGGCAUCUGCUCCAUUCUCAGAUCUCCUGGUAACAAGCACAGAGCAAAACAUGCACAGCCCACCCUUUCCACACAAACACACAGAUGCCACACAAGGGAAAGGCAGAGUAGAAACACACAUAGAUGCAGCACAUUAAAUAUAAAUGCCUUCUAUGGCCACUGCUGAUAAAGGGGCGGGGAAAAAAAUUUGGA
Candoia aspera is the source of this 3919-nucleotide messenger RNA. RefSeq names its product solute carrier family 38 member 1 (gene SLC38A1). NCBI's taxonomy places the organism in Eukaryota, Metazoa, Chordata, Lepidosauria, Squamata, Candoiidae. The record is from RefSeq and is a predicted model, not a curated record. The coding region runs from base 77 to 1537 and encodes 486 amino acids. Gene Ontology annotation, biological process: amino acid transmembrane transport; L-glutamine transport. Gene Ontology annotation, molecular function: L-glutamine transmembrane transporter activity. The transcript has 15 exons. Gene Ontology annotation, cellular component: plasma membrane.